Vitis riparia (riverbank grape) is the source of this 453-nucleotide messenger RNA. RefSeq names its product probable disease resistance protein At5g43730. Gene Ontology annotation, molecular function: ADP binding. The record is from RefSeq and is a predicted model, not a curated record. NCBI's taxonomy places the organism in Eukaryota, Viridiplantae, Streptophyta, Magnoliopsida, Vitales, Vitaceae. The coding region runs from base 1 to 453 and encodes 150 amino acids. The transcript has a single exon.
AUGUUUGAUAUUGUCAUCUGGGUAACUGUCUCAAAGGAGUGGAGCUUAAAAGAGUUGCAAGGUGCAAUCAUGCAGCAACUAAAAUUGAAUAUGGAGAGCACUGUUGGCAUUGAGGAAUAUGCUUGGAGAAUUUCUGAAGAGUUGAAGGGAAAGAAGUGUUUGAUUCUUAUGGAUGAAGUCUGUGACUUUAUUGAUCUACAUAAAGUAAUGGGUAUCCAAGACCACCAAGAAAGCAAGGUAGUGUUGGCGAGUAGGCUUCGUGAUAUCUGCAAGGACAUGGAUGCUGAUGAGCUAAUCAAUGUGAAACCAUUGUCAGAUUAUGAAGCUUUCAACAUGUUCAAGCAAAAAGUGGGCCAGUUCAUUCAUUGCCCAGGGAUUAAACCAGUAGCUGAGUUGGUGGUUAGAGUGUGGGGGAUUGUCGCUGCUGAUCGACAGAAUAGCAAGGACCUUUAG